AUGCCCACAACUCAAACUCUGGCAUCUGCAAACCCGGCCAUUACUCAGGGCCCCUUGCGGGUACAGUCUAGUCACGGCGACUGGCGGGACGACCUUCACGCCAACGGUUUUGUGGUCAUCAAGCAGGCUAUUCCUCGGGAUCGGGCGAUCCAAUAUCAACAGCGUGCUUUCGACUGGUUGUAG
Messenger RNA from Aspergillus bombycis, 183 nucleotides. RefSeq lists its product as uncharacterized. NCBI's taxonomy places the organism in Eukaryota, Fungi, Ascomycota, Eurotiomycetes, Eurotiales, Aspergillaceae. The record is from RefSeq and is a predicted model, not a curated record. The transcript is spliced from 2 exons. The coding region runs from base 1 to 183 and encodes 60 amino acids.